AUGUCGAAAAACUUGGUGCUUUGCUUUGAAGGCACUGCCCAAGGCUUCGGGAUCCCUCCUCCUUCCAAUGUAAUCAAGCUCUUCUCCAUGCUAGACCAGACCAGCCAAACAUGCUACUACCAACCAGGCAUAGGCACCACUUUUGGCGGAGCUGUUCCCGACAUAGACUCUCGUGGUUUCUUCCAACGGUACUUUGAUACCGUCAAGAAUAGCGUGGAUGCAGCGUUUGCCCUCUCGUUUGAAGCACACGUCCAGGCAGCCUACCUCUUUCUCAUGCGGUUCUGGGAACCAGGCGCCAAAACGUAUAUAUUUGGGUUUUCACGAGGCGGGUACACUGCUCGGGUGUUGAUUGGGUUUCUAGAAUGCUUUGGUUUGUUUCAUCCUGGCCUGGAGAUGUUGGUGCCUAUGGCCUGGAAGGUGUAUAUGGAAUGGGAGAAGGCAGGGCGUCCCAAACGGAACCCACGUUCGCUGUUUCUGCUUCAGCUUCGUAAGAUGUUUGGAAGAAAAAUUCAAAUCGAGUUAUUGGGUAUUUGGGAUACGGUCAAUCUGGUUGGCUUCUUCACAGAUCGCAUCUUCCCGUUCACUACUUGUACUUCUAUAGUGGACCAUGUUAGACACGCCCAGAGCAUAGACGAACGGAGGGCUAGAUUCAAGCAGGUUUCGUUUCAGCAGGUUGAAGAUAGUUCAUCAAAGAUAGAACCUACUCUUUGGUCAAAAUUACGUCUGUGGCUGAACUCUUGGUGGUCUAACCAGAUACUGGUGGACUGCUCAGACGAUAUACUUGAAGUAUGGUUUUCUGGCUCCCAUGGAGAUCUAGGAGCCAGUUGGGGCGACGAUGAAAACGAUAGGCGUUUAUCUGAAGUGCCUUUUCGCUGGAUGUUAGCUGAAGCGUGUAAGUUUGGACUAAAGUUGGAUAAGACCAGGCUUCUGGAGUAUUGGAAGGUCUAUCAACCAAAAGAUUCCAUUUUGCUGUACCAUCACGACCAUCUUUCAUUUAAAGCACCUCUUUACAAUGAAAAGAAGAGUCUAAAUACAGCAGAUGUACGGGUACGAAGGUUUAAUGGCCGUGGCUCUUCUUCUAUCUUUGCUACCUUGGGCUGGUGGUUAGUGGAACUCAUACCAUUCAGCACAAAGUUGCCUGAUAAGGAAGGACGCUGGUCUACAAGGUUUCUGCCCAAUCUUGGGAGGAGCAGGAUCCUUCCAAACCAUCCAUCUAUUCACUGGACUGUGUUUUUCAGGCUUGCAGUGGUAGCUGACUAUAAGCCUAAUAACCUUCCAAGAGAGCUAGGAAAGUUUCUUGUGGAGCUGUUGAAACAAGCAAAGGUGGCUCUUCUUGAGGAGGAAGUGAAGCGAUUGGAGCUGCUUGAUCUUGACGACAUCAGACAAACAGACCUCCAUCAUAUCUGGGAAAAAGUGCCAGACGACUUAGCCUGGCAGACCAAGGCUCCAGCGGCUACAUCGGAAUCAUAA
Molecule: messenger RNA, 1470 nt
Organism: Candidozyma haemuli
Lineage: Eukaryota; Fungi; Ascomycota; Pichiomycetes; Serinales; Metschnikowiaceae
Exons: 1
Coding region: 1-1470 (489 amino acids)
Source: RefSeq, a predicted model, not a curated record